This is a messenger RNA of Pezoporus occidentalis (night parrot), 1987 nucleotides long. RefSeq names its product tetratricopeptide repeat domain 29 (gene TTC29). Bases 127 to 1524 code for a protein of 465 amino acids. Gene Ontology annotation, cellular component: sperm flagellum. Gene Ontology annotation, molecular function: protein binding. NCBI's taxonomy places the organism in Eukaryota, Metazoa, Chordata, Aves, Psittaciformes, Psittacidae. The transcript is spliced from 11 exons. The record is from RefSeq and is a predicted model, not a curated record. Gene Ontology annotation, biological process: cilium movement.
GGCCGUUUGGGGCCACUGGGGGCUCCCUGUGCCCCCCGCUCCUCCCAGGGCGCACACGCCGUCUCGUCCUAGGCGGCGGCGGGAGAGUAACGAAGCCAUUAAGCGAAGGGUUUGGAGGGCUCGGCAAUGAAGAGCUCAUCCUGCAGGAGCAGCACCAUGGGUAGAGUUAAAGUGAAUGUGUUGCCUCAAGCAAUCCUGCAAAGCCCAGGGGAGCAUCCCAGGUUCAUAAAGCAGACUCUUGGCCCCUCAUUAGACUCUGCAAGGAUUCAUUUGAUCAAAGACAAAGACGGCAUAGAUGAUUAUUUGGCGAAGAAUAUCAAAGGACUGUCAAAACAAGAAGCUGCUGCUAACAGGAAUUCAUACAAGAAGAACAUCUGCAUAGACAUGCUGCGACAGGGUUAUCACAAGUCCUUCUCCGAGCUCUUCGCUCUGAUAGAGAAGUGGAAUGCCUUGAGGGAGGCUGCAGGGCCUGGGUCAGCCAUAUGGCAGCAGAAGUCCCUGGAGGAGCAGCCUGAUAAGCUGGAUCAGCUUUACCACUUCCUGACCAGGGCUGAGGCAGCCCAGCGAGCAGGGCACUAUGAGGAGGUGUAUGAUAACCAGCUUAACUUGGCCUACUAUUUCAAUGACCCUGAGGACAAGUGGUUAAGUAAUUACUUUCAUGAGGAAUGCUUUAACACUGCUAAACUAAUAACAACUGAUAUCAGGAAAAGAGAGGCACAAGCACAUGCAAAUAUGGGCCUCAUCAAAGAGGAACAAGGUCAUGCCUUGAAAGCUGCUGAGUAUUAUGAAACAUUUUAUCAUCUAACGGUUGGUUCAACAUGGAAGGAUGUGACAGGCCGUACUUACAAUUCACUGGCAUCUGAGUAUCUCUGGAGAAUUUAUACAUUACUAGCAGACAAAAUGCUAGAAAAUAAUGAACACCAACAGGCCAUCAAAACAUUAAAAAAAGCUUUAAAAAUGGCAAAAAAUGUAGGUGAAAUGAAGAUCCAAGGAGAAGCUACAUAUUGCCUGAGUUUAGCGUAUUAUUUUGCAGGAGAAAACCAGACAGCAUUAUCAACUUUGGACACCUCUGUAAAAAUCUUCACACCACUUUGUGAUUCUGCUGGCCUAAGCAGAGCAUAUGCAGCUAUAGCCAAGAUCCUGGUAAGUCAGGGAAAAGCAGCUGAAACUACAAAGCACUUGGAAGAGUUCAUGAAGGCUGCUGAGAAUGCUCAUCUAAGACAAAGCCUGGUGGAUGCAUGUGUAUUACUUGGGAAUAUUUACAAUGAAAGAGGGAGCUAUAAUGAAGCUUGUGAAUAUUUCAGUCAGGCUUAUGAAACAGCAAAAACUUUAAAUAAUUUGCCCUUAGUGGAUGAAACAAAAGCUUACUAUGGCAUUGCAAAGGCUCAUAAACUGAUGGUGCCAUUUAAUAGCCAUAUAGUAGCAGAAGAUGUCAUCAGCCUCAAGUAUCUGCUGGCAUGGAAAGAGAACAGAAGUGACAUGUGCACUGACCCUCUUACAGUUGGUACCUCAAAUGCAUGCUAAGGAAAAUUGUUAUGCCAUGGCACUGUACCCAAAAUGCUCGACUGUACUUGAGCAAAUCAAAGCCAGUCUUCAUCAGGAACAUGCAUUGUAAAUUAUAUUUUGAUUUGCCCAGUAAAUUUGCCUUGGUGGUAGCAGAGUUUGUGAUCUGAGAAUAUUUAAAAGGGAAGGCAUGGUGUACUGAUCAGAACUAUAAAACCAGCAAGUAUUUGUACCUUACACAGAUAAACAUCCAUAAAAUAGUUUUUAUGUGAUAUCAGUGGAAAGGUAGUGGCUUGGGUUAACAGGUUCCUUUCACUCCAUAUUUCAUAUUUAAAGCUCUAUCACAGAUUUUGGCCUAUCGUGAUACUGACGUAGGACUAUCAGAAUUGUGCACAUACAUGCACUCCCUCAAAACCACUGUCUGUGUCUCUUAUAUUUAUUACUUUAAAAGGUCUAUUCUUCAGUUAGCAUGUACAGAAGGGAA